AAUGUGUGUUUGUGUUAUGUUGGCUAGGGCGGUACUGAGAGGCUGUCUAACAUGGUGCUGUGGAAUAAGUCUCUUUUUUGCUUCUGGGUACUGAAGACUUUUACCUCUUUUGUAGCAGUUUCAUAUGGAAGUGUUAGAGGUGGGAGCACUUUUAGGUUAACAAAUGAAGAGACCGAUCCAAUGGAAAUUGGGACUAAAUUUGGAAGAGACUUGCUUCGUCACGCAAAUGAGCCCAGAUCUCAGACUGGGGUCAUAACUAGAAACGGCUCUCUUGCCUUUGAUUCUGAUGGCCAGGAGGCUAACCAAACCAUAAGCAUUGAUUCUCUGCACCUAUUGAUGAAUGCCAAACUGAAACGCAUGGGCCCUUUGGUGCAGUGUGCUGAUGAUGCUAUGACCUUGCGGGUGAAGGGAGGGAAGACUCCUCAUUUUCUGGUUGACAAUGGUGACGGGACUUUCGUUCCCGUGACUCGGAUGCCUUCUCAGUGUGGCUUCUCUGUGAGAAGGUCACGCAGAGAUGUGCUAUUUGUAGCUACAUACCAAGGCUGCCAUGUUACUGAACAGGGUGGUGAUCAUGUACUGCAUCUAAAGCUGUGGGGAGAAUCCAUGAAAAUGUCUUGUCCCCUUGAACCUCCUCACCUUUUAGUCUCCUGCCUCAUGAAUGGCAUGGUGUUGAAUAUGGGUAGACUUGCAGCAGAUGCAAUCUAUGUAAAAGUUUCCAACACAUGGGAGCCCCUGCUGUCAUCCAGACAACUUUGUGGUUUUACUGUGGUGUCACAUUCUAGCGGAUUGCUGAUCAGUGCUCCAUACAAAGAGCCCUGCGUCAAGAUGGAGGAGAUGGUGUAUGUUGUCCUGUUGAUGAAUGGCCAAGAGUUUGGCGUAUCCUGCCCAUAUCCACCUGCUGCUCCGGCAACAACUGAUCCCGAGACGCCAGACCUUCCUUACCCUCGGUCUCCAGGGUCCCCCAGACCAUUCCCAAUUACUGCAGGCACUUCCAAUUCUGAAUCAGUAGAGCUGCUUCCAUACCCUGAGUUCCCAGUAGCUGCACCCACUGAUCCCCAGACUCCAGACCUUCCUAACCCCCCUUUCCACGCCCCUCAGCAUCCAGAGUUCCCUGGGUUCCCUCAGUUUCCCGGGCUGCCAGGGUUCCCUGGUCCCCCUCAGUUUCCAGGGUCGCAUCAGUUUCCCGGGCUGCCAGGGUCCCCCAGACCAUUCCCAACUACUGCAGGCUACAAUUCUGAGUCAGUAGAGCUGCCUCUAUACCCCGAGUUCCCACGACCAUUCCCAGUAGCUGCACCCACUGAUCCCCAGACUCCAUACAUUCCUAACCCCAAUUUCCCUGGCCCUCCUCAGCAUCCAGAGUUCCCUGGUCCCCCUCAGUUUCCAGUGUCCCCUCAGUUUCCCGGCCUGCCAGGGUCCCCUCAGUUUCCCGGCCUGCCAGGGUCCCCUCAGUUUCCCGGGCUACCAGGGUUCCCUGGUCCCCCUCAGUUUCCCGGGCUGCCAGGGUCCCCUCAGUUUCCCGGGCUGCCAGGGUUCCCUGGUCCCCCUCAGUUUCCCGGGCUGCCAGGGUUCCCUGGUCCCCCUCAGUUUCCCGGGCUACCAUUCCCAGUAGCUGCACCCACUGAUCCCCAGAUUCGAGGCCUUCCUAACCCACCUUUCCCUGGCCCUCCUCAGCAUCCAGAGUUCCCUGGUCCCCCUCAGUUUCCCGGGCUGCCAGGGUCCCCCAGACCCGAGUUCCCACGACCAUUCCCAGUAGCUGCACCCACUGAUCCCCAGACGCCAUACCUUCCUAACCCCCCUUUCCCUGGCUCUCCUCAGCAUCCAGGGUCCCUUCAGUUUCCCAGGCUGCCAGGUUCCCCCAUACCAUUCCCAACUACUGCAGACUCUUCUGAUUGUGAGUCUGUAGAGCUGCCUCCAUACCCCCAGUUCCCAGGCUUCCCACCACACCCCUAGUUUCCCAGACUAUUCCCAACAACGGCCAC
This is a messenger RNA of Osmerus eperlanus (European smelt), 1979 nucleotides long. RefSeq lists its product as uncharacterized. The transcript is spliced from 9 exons. Bases 52 to 1950 code for a protein of 632 amino acids. The record is from RefSeq and is a predicted model, not a curated record. NCBI's taxonomy places the organism in Eukaryota, Metazoa, Chordata, Actinopteri, Osmeriformes, Osmeridae.